UCAACUCAAUAAUCAAUACAAUUUUCUUAGUUUACAGAGCAAAUAAUUACUUUCUGUGAUGACUUCACAAGGUCGGGGAGAUGUAUAUAUAUAGUGGGGACAGAGGAGGCUGAGAACCAUCCCCAAACUCACCGGCUACAGACUCUCCAGUAGCAGCCGUUACAGCACCGCUGACAUGAAGAUGGCAAGUAGCAUUGCCCUUCUUGGGCUGGUCCUUCUUGGCUGCCUUUCUGAUCUUGCUGUUGCUCAACAACGGGCCUCCUGCAGCACAUACCUGUCUGGAAUAUCUGGAAAAACCAUGACUAUUGCCUGUCCCCGCAACUACAGCCCCGUCUGUGGAACCAACGACCGAACCUACCCCAAUGAGUGCUCCCUCUGCAAGGAUUUCAUCCGUAACCGUGCCCUUGACAAGAAACACGAUGGAAGAUGCGUUCAGGUCGACUGUACUGGUCACCUGAAGCCUGGCAGUGGUCUGACCAUCCCCUGCACCCAGGAUUACUCUCCCAUCUGUGGCACCAAUGGAGUUACCUACAGAAACAAGUGCCUCUUCUGUAGAGCUGUGGCGAGCGGACUGGAAGUGAAUCUGCAGAGUUAUGGACAGUGCUACCAGCAGCCACAGAACAUUGACUGCACCCAGCAGAAGGGCAUCAACAUCUGCACCUCUGAGUACAACCCCAUUUGCGGUUCCGAUGGCAGAACUUAUGCAAACAAGUGCCAGUUCUGCAGCGCAGUUAACCGCGGCCGUGGAAAUCUGCUCUUCCGCCACCAGGGCGAGUGCUAAGCGCUGGAGCUGGACCCUUCAUCAUGACUUCUCCCUUGCAAAUUCUGCAAUCAAACACACUCUUCCUUGCUCCCUCACCUGUUACGCAUUGGUCUCUGCUUUGAUCGAUCAAUAAAUUAAAUGCAGCCACAAUCUUUGCCAUGGAA
This is a messenger RNA of Pseudopipra pipra, 927 nucleotides long. RefSeq names its product double-headed protease inhibitor, submandibular gland-like. The transcript is spliced from 8 exons. The record is from RefSeq and is a predicted model, not a curated record. Gene Ontology annotation, molecular function: protein binding; serine-type endopeptidase inhibitor activity. The coding region runs from base 176 to 781 and encodes 201 amino acids. Lineage: Eukaryota; Metazoa; Chordata; Aves; Passeriformes; Pipridae.